Molecule: messenger RNA, 549 nt
Organism: Coccinella septempunctata (seven-spotted ladybird)
Lineage: Eukaryota; Metazoa; Arthropoda; Insecta; Coleoptera; Coccinellidae
Product: protein LTO1 homolog
Exons: 2
Coding region: 127-549 (140 amino acids)
Source: RefSeq, a predicted model, not a curated record
CUUUGGUCUAUGGUUCAAUCAAAUUUGACAAAGCGAUUUUCAAAUUUGAAGGGAAAUUCCGCGUUAUUGAAGGUAUUUUAAUUUCGCAAGAAACUUUUGGGGCGAGAAUAAAAUCAAUGCUGAGAUAUGGUGGAUACACAACAAAUUAAAGAUAUCAAUGACAUUUUUGAAGAUAUUCUAUUUGCUGAGGAGAAAAUCGUAGAGAAAAGUUUUGAAGAAGGUUUUGAAGUAGGGACAAAACAGGAGAACACAGAAGCUUAUCACUUGGGAUAUCACCGAGGUGCAGAGAUUGGUGCAGAGUUGGGUUAUUAUUCUAGUUUUCUAACAUUUUUCCUAAAAUCUUCUAAGGACAAGGGUAUUGAUCUACCAGACAAAGUUCAGAAAACUUUAACGAUUCUGCAAGACCUAAUAGAAAAAUUUCCUCAUGAUAAUGAUGAUAACACCGACCUGAAGGAAUCAUUAAAUAACAUUAGAGUUAAAUUCAAGUUAUUCUGCUCCUUGGUAAAGAUUAACGGGAAUUUUUCUGAAGGAGGAAGUUUGGCAUUCUAA